This is a messenger RNA of Babjeviella inositovora NRRL Y-12698, 2089 nucleotides long. Its product is annotated as transcription factor TFIIIC subunit. The record is from RefSeq and is a predicted model, not a curated record. The transcript has a single exon. Gene Ontology annotation, biological process: transcription by RNA polymerase III. Bases 43 to 1842 code for a protein of 599 amino acids. Gene Ontology annotation, cellular component: transcription factor TFIIIC complex. NCBI's taxonomy places the organism in Eukaryota, Fungi, Ascomycota, Pichiomycetes, Serinales. Gene Ontology annotation, molecular function: protein binding.
AUUCAUCAAAACACCAUCUCACACUUUUCUCACAUACGUACAAUGGCACGCCCGCGCAGAAACCGCACAGCUGUGAACUAUUCUCUGGCAGGUGCCACGGAUGACUAUUCUUCCGACGAGUUUGACCCCACGAAUCACGACGACGACGAUGAUGAUGAGAUGGACGACGAGAUUCCUGACGAACUUGAGCCCGACGACGAGCAGGAUGAGGAGGAAGAGGAGAUUAGGCCCAGAAUAAAACAGCGCGCACGGCCCAAGCCCAUUGGAAAGGUGAGCUUGGUGUCGUACAUCGCGCCCGAUACGACGGCACUCGCGGCGCGCAAGGUCACCAAGACGGUGGCCGCGAAGCCGCGCGCAAAGACACAGGAGACGAUCCGUAACCGCAUGCUCGUAUCUUUUGGCAGCAACCGUGAGAAAUUGGCGCAUGUGACGGAGUUGCGUGUGGACUGGGAACGCAUCAUGUUUGGCGUGGACGACUCGUUAUGCGCCGCGCCCGCGCCGUGGGGCGCCGCGGAGUUCCAAGAUGCUACACUUGAACCGAUCACUGCCGAGGAGGUGCGUGCACGCAUAUCAUUAAAGGGCGAAAUACAAGUAGGGGUUAAUCUGGGUGCGCCGGUGGGAAUAACUACCGAGGCCGCGGUUCCGUUCCCGCAAGAGGUGGCGGACCAGGAGCGGGAGGGGGUGUUUGUGUAUGCGGGGGGAAUGGUGACGGAGUUAAGUUGGAGGGAGACUAUAAGCGACACACAUGCAAAUAGCGUCAAUGGCGUGAGCUCUACAAGCCCUGCUUACCUUGCUGUCGCGGUCACCGACAUCACCUCCCCUGUUGAUCCCCGUCUUGCCAGCAACCACGCUCACUCCUACACAUCCGCGCUCCGGAUUUACCGCCAUGAUAGCACCGGAAUUGUGCUCCACCUGUCAUACCUACUCGAAUACGGUGCGGUAUGGAACCUCCGAUGGGUACGCACCGUGCGCGCGGGCCUCGGUGUGCUCGCGUUCGCCUGUAAAGACGGGUGUGUGCGAUUCCUCAAGCUUCCCGACACUCCCGGUCACUUCCACGUCAGAUCCCCCUCUCUUGAAAUCUCCCUUCCCGACCAGCUUCUCACCAGCUUCGACUUGUUUACAGACAAACUUAUUGCAGGUACGAACCGCGGGUACCUAUGUGAGUUUCCAUUCACCGGAACUGCAUCAUCCUUCGCAUACCCCCUCCAUACAGAGCUCGUGCACAGCGUGACGUGCGCGACGAACGCGUACGCGAACGAGCUUGUACUCUCGCUGGCGAUGGACUUGAACACGUCGCUCGUGGACUUGCGCGAUAUCCGCGCCAGUAACGUGGUGAUGCGGAUGAAGCUCCUUCAGGCUUCCGCUGCGUACGUGCCGCAGCUCCACGCAUUUGUAAUCACCGAGGGUGCGUACCCUGUACGUGUAUUCUCUGAGCGGAUCUCAGUACCCGGCUCGGUGCUCAUGAAGCAUGACAGCUCCGCAUCGUGCGUCGCGGCGUCUGCACGCCAUCCCAUGACGCUCUCAGGCGGUGCGGAUGGCUGUGUGAAGAUCACCAAUGUGUUGCGCAAGCUUAUGAACAAGAAAAAGUCCCCGGCGGACUUGUACCAGGUGUUGAACUUGUGGCGCGUUGAGUACGCCGCCGCGCGUGACGUGUUCCGUGUGGACCUGGCGUUCACGACCGAGACGGUCAAGAACGGCGAGGUUGCAACCUCCGCACCCGUCUACCCGCACGCCGUCAAUGUGUCGAGUAUCUCCUGGAACCAAAGCCCAGGAGCUGCUGCGUGGUACGCUGUCGCCUUCAGCUCCGGGUUGAUCAUCGUCGAGCGCUUGACCAGAAAGUAGGUAGUAAUCAGAGGCUGCCUACAUAGUUAUGUUAGUGUUGAUUGAUCAAACGCAAAUACGACAAGAAAAAUAGGCUACAAGGAAACUACUCAGAUAAAGGGAAAGGUGAUGUUAAAGAAACAGGAGGGUUGGGUAUUUAAAUAUUGGUGUAAAUUUGUUUCAUGGUGUAUUUCUUUGAUCGAUCAGCCGAUAUCGUACAAAAUGUAUCGUACAUCCACCUUUCAUAUGGUCCUUUAGGAUAAUGAGG